This is a messenger RNA of Exophiala oligosperma, 831 nucleotides long. RefSeq lists its product as uncharacterized. The coding region runs from base 1 to 831 and encodes 276 amino acids. Gene Ontology annotation, molecular function: catalytic activity. NCBI's taxonomy places the organism in Eukaryota, Fungi, Ascomycota, Eurotiomycetes, Chaetothyriales, Herpotrichiellaceae. The transcript has a single exon. The record is from RefSeq and is a predicted model, not a curated record.
AUGACCAAAUCCUCUUCAACACCCCCUGUUGUGGUCUCGACCACCCCUUCGGGUAUCACAACCAUUGUCAUUUCCCGGCCCCAUCGUCGCAAUGCCGUAAACUCUUCGACUGCUCGAGACCUAUACUCUGCCUUUAUCGAUUUUGAAAAUGAUUCUUCACAAAAAGUCGCCAUUCUCACGGGCUCCGAUGGCUAUUUCUGUGCAGGUGCUGACCUCAUCGAUCUCACUCUGGAACAGGAACAGGCCCGGGCAACAGACAGCCAAUCCUUUCAAAAGCCGGUAGAAAAUCGCAACUGUGGGCCGAUGGGACCCUCGCGGCUACAAGUGAAGAAGCCCGUCAUUGCGGCCGUUGCUGGCCACGCAGUAGCCGGAGGACUGGAACUCAGUCUGCUGGCUGAUAUGCGCGUCGUUGAAGAGGAUGCCAUAUUUGGAGUCUACUGUCGACGGUGGGGGGUACCAUUGAUUGAUGGUGGAACUGUUCGUCUUCAAGCCAUCGUCGGUCUGGGACGUGCUCUUGAUAUGAUCCUGACUGGACGACCUGUCGCUGCUCAAGAAGCGUUGGCCAUGGGUUUGGCCAACAGGGUCGUCCCAAAAGGCAAGGCUUUGGAGGAAGCAACCAAAUUAGCAGAGGAGCUUCUAAGGUUCCCAAAUGGAUGUAUGAACGUGGACAGGAGGUCGUGCUACUAUGCCGCCUACAACGCGUCAAGUUUCGAGGAUGCGCUAAGCAACGAGUUCAACCACGGCGUGAAGGUGCUGGAGACCGAGAGUUUCAAAGGCGCUGCCCGGUUUGCUGGAGGUUUAGGAAGACAUGGAGGGUUUUCGAAACUGUGA